Molecule: messenger RNA, 1396 nt
Organism: Erigeron canadensis
Lineage: Eukaryota; Viridiplantae; Streptophyta; Magnoliopsida; Asterales; Asteraceae
Product: glutamyl-tRNA reductase-binding protein, chloroplastic
Exons: 5
Coding region: 80-1108 (342 amino acids)
Cellular component (GO): chloroplast
Source: RefSeq, a predicted model, not a curated record
UGCCCAACCGAACAUCCAUCCGGAAUCGUUUAUCAUUAUCAUUAUCGUUAUCUCGUUGGGAAUUGGGGGAAGAAAAAUUAUGAUGAUGAUGACGAUGAGUAGUAGUAGUAGUUCAAUAAUGUUAGCAGCAACAGCAACAGCAACGUCAUCUAUCAUUCCUGCUCCUCAUUUUCAUUGUUGGAAAGUAGGAGGAGGAGGUUGGAAUAAGAAACCCCCACAAAACAUCCAUUCAAAAUCAAAGGAAAGAAAUACAAGAUGUUGGGUAACAACCGAAACCACCACCACCAUCCAAUUUGAAGAAGAAGAAGAAUCGACAAAACCAACAGCAGGAGAGGUGUCGAGAACAAUAAUGGAGUUAUCAUCGAUUGGGAGUUUUCAUCAUCAUUCGGAUAAAGAAGAUGUUGCUGUUGCUGUUCGUUUUGCAGUCGAACCUCAAAAGGGCACUCCUAUUCUUUCCUUAUCUUCUCCCUUCUUCUUCUCCCCCGACGAUGAUACCCCCCUCCUUACUCCUACUAAUCUCUCCGCCCUUAACGUCCAGUUGGAUCAAUGUGGGCUUCGCACAACACAAUGCACCAUCCAGGGUUCCCUUCACACUCCUCCCCAUCAUCAAAUCCCCUUCUUCCAGUCCCUAUGGGAAAAAAAGUUUGGAGAAAAAGCACAACCUCAAUUUAUUCACAUUCUUGAUGUUCAACGGGUUCUACAUAUCAAUAACUUCGUGGAUGAUGCUGUCUGGGUUUCUUCUUCAGACUAUCAACUCUCUAACCCCGAUCCUCUCCGAGAUGUCGCUCAACGUCUUGUUCAUGAAAUCAACACUCAUAACAUGGAAGAUCUUCUCCGCUUUUGCAAUAUCUAUGUCCAUUCACAUGUCGAGGUGUCACAUGCAAAGAUGGUGUGGGUUGAUAGGUUAGGGCUUGAUAUACAUCUCUAUUCUCCCCAAAAUGAUGUCUUUGAGGUCCGCAUCCCUUUCCCUAGAGAAGUCACCAAUGAGAAGGGUGCAAGAUCCUCUUUUAAUGGUAUGGCCCAGCUAGCAUGGGAAGUUGAAAAAAAUUAUCAUCCCCUAGAAUUUGAAAAAGUCAAACACUUGAACAAGAUCGCUUCCAAAAUUUAGUGUUUUAUCGGUGAACUUCAUGCUGAUGAAUCUGAUGGUGGGAUGUUUCAUAAUUAAUUCAUCCUGCCUCCUGCAGCAUGAUCUUGACUAUACCAUUUUGAAACAUUGCUGCCUCAAAUUUACAUUUUGGAUAGUUAUACUAAUUCAUUGACAACGUAUAGCUCCUUUGCUUUUCAAUGGAGCAGUAUCCAAGAUAUGAUGGUUAAUGCCUUGUAUUUGUUUACUAUUUCAAUUUGGUCAAAUUUACUAUCUACUUUUUCUUUCAUUAAAAUGCAUGUAGAUUCUAAA